AUGGCCUCCCGCCAAAGACAAUCCGUCAUGCCAGGAACACCCUCCGCCCAAACCCGACCCGGCACCAUCCAGCUCCCAGCGUACGAACCUCCAUCCUACCCCCUAAACCCCGCCGCGCAGCGCAAGCUCGCAAACCUCGAAACCACCUACGCCUUCGCCAAACUUACCAGCCACCUCAACCGCGCAAACGGCAGUGUCACGAAUGCCGCGGGCCUCGUCAACGACCGCUACGCCGAGAAGCAAGACCGCCACCGACGGCGCAAGAGCCGUCGCCAGUCCGAAAACGGGGACGACGAUGGCGCGGACCAUGACACCGAACAGGCGCUGGAAGAGAUGCGGCAGAAGGUGGACAAAAUGACCCAGCGCAUGGAAGAAAGCAUCCGCAAAAUAAUUGACAGCCAGCAAGCCGUCUCCUGCGUCCAAGAAGCCCUCGUCCACGCACGCAGCCAGGCCGCCCAGUCCAUAACCCAAAGCACACAGCGCACGACGCAACGGUCCCAGCGCCGUGCCCGCCCUCCCCGCUCCGACGACGGCACCGACGUCUCAGACCUCGAGGACGACGAAGACUGGGACCCCACCGCACCCGGCGCCACCUCAACCCCGGGGCUUCAAGGUGCCUCCGCACUCUUCAGCGACCGCCUGCAGCGUGGGACCGAGAAAUACAAGGCCCUCCCCCGCGGCGCUCGUUACGCCCAAAACCAGGCCUACGUCUCCUUCCGGCGCCUUGUGCACGAUGCUCAGCACCCCGGCGAAGACGCGCCGCCGCUGCCUGCGCCGCAUACCUGGUUCCCGGAAUCUGGGGCCCCGGCUCCGGGGGUUACGCUAAGGAGCCAAGUUACGCAGGCGGAGGGUGAUAGUGAUGACGAUAUUGCGAUUCAGCGGGAACGGAUCAGCACGAAGUGUCCGCUUACACUCAAGGAGUUCGUCGAUCCGGUCACGAGCCGGAAGUGUCCGCAUACGUUUGAGCGGGAGGCGAUAUUGUCGCUCAUCCGUCAGGCUGGGUCGCUCGACAGGCGGAGGGGGGUGGUGGCGCAUGUGCAGUGUCCCGUCCCUGGCUGCUCGACCUUGCUCACGGCUAAUGAUGUGGCGGUUGAUCAGCUGCUUGUGAGAAAGAUUAGGCGGAUACAGCAGAGCCGGCAGCGAGAAGAUGAGGAUGAGGAGGACGGUGAUGGCAUUGCUGGGGAGGCUGAGUCGAUUGCGAGUGACUCCGCUGAGGACAUUGAUGAUCUUCAGCGCAAGACGCCGCGGAGAGGGAGGAGUGUGAUGCCGAAGGUGGAAAGUAGCGGCGUGGUUAGAAGGGGAAGCGGAGUACCGCCACGGAGCACGGCUACAAUUCUUGAUCUGGGGAGUCCGGAGGAUGAGAUGACUGAAUGA
Molecule: messenger RNA, 1374 nt
Organism: Coniosporium apollinis CBS 100218
Lineage: Eukaryota; Fungi; Ascomycota; Dothideomycetes
Exons: 1
Coding region: 1-1374 (457 amino acids)
Biological process (GO): protein sumoylation; double-strand break repair via homologous recombination
Cellular component (GO): Smc5-Smc6 complex; nucleus
Molecular function (GO): zinc ion binding; SUMO ligase activity
Source: RefSeq, a predicted model, not a curated record